AGAAACGCACCCUGACAUGUGGGCUCCUGUGGUGCAAUCUGGUGCGGCACUGGAGUUGACCCGGCAAAUUGAUUACGCGAUUAUUAAACAGCACGAUCGCGUCAUGAGAGAAGCCCUGAUGCCGCCUUCAUUUGAAGCUCCCCCGUCCCGUCCCCUCUCCUCGAAGGCAAAGAAGCCAAAGCCGAACACCUCACUUUAUCCGCCGUCCCGCCGCCACUGCCCGCUCCGCUCCUCCGCCAUGGGCGACACCGUAGCGGACGCGCCGGAGCCGAGCAGGUUCGGCAGGAUCUGCGUCUUCUGCGGCAGCAACCCCGGCAAUCGCGCCGUCUACGGGGACGCCGCGCUCGACCUCGGCAAAGAGCUGGUGGCGAGGGGGAUCGAUUUGGUCUACGGCGGCGGCAGCGUCGGGCUCAUGGGCCUGAUCGCGCAGACGGUUCUUGACGGCGGCUGCAGUGUCCUAGGGGUGAUUCCAAGAGCACUCAUGCCGCUUGAGAUAUCUGGUGCUAGCGUUGGAGAAGUAAAGGUUGUCUCCGAUAUGCACGAAAGAAAAGCUGAGAUGGCGCGACAAGCUGAUGCCUUCAUUGCUCUUCCUGGAGGGUAUGGAACAAUGGAAGAGCUGUUAGAGAUGAUAACAUGGUCACAACUAGGAAUUCAUGAUAAACCAGUUGGAUUACUAAAUGUUGAUGGUUACUACGACCCGUUGCUCAUGCUAUUUGACAAAGGGGCGACGGAAGGUUUUAUUAAGCUAGAUUGCAGAGAUAUAAUUGUUUCAGCACCAACUGCCCAUGAAUUGCUGGAGAAAAUGGAGCACUACACUCGGUCACACCAGGAGGUUGCCCCACGGACGAGCUGGGAGAUGUCAGAGCUGGGCUAUGGAAAAGCACCGGAGUCAUAGCAUACGCUUACCAAGAUGAAAUCGUUCGAGUAUGUUCUUCGUCUAGCAUAUAGUUGUUACUCGACUGCAGGCAUCGGCUUUCAAGUAUCAUCUUUUGAUCUACCAUUUUAGUUGUCACUCAUGGUACCUGUGCGCUCAAUUGUUACUUCAUCUGAUGAACAAGAGUAUAAGAAUUUGUAUAUGUUCUUCAACAUUAACGGUGUUAGCGAAAUCGUAUAUGGUUACAUUAGUACUUUUGUUCACCGUGGUUACAAUAACACACUUUGUACAAUGAAGGAAUUAUGUUACUAUUGUAAUUUGUGGUCAUCGUUACGUUUUGUUGAAGAAUCUUAAGCACUUCAUUCGGUGAA
This is a messenger RNA of Sorghum bicolor (sorghum), 1245 nucleotides long. RefSeq names its product probable cytokinin riboside 5'-monophosphate phosphoribohydrolase LOGL1. The transcript is spliced from 7 exons. Lineage: Eukaryota; Viridiplantae; Streptophyta; Magnoliopsida; Poales; Poaceae. The record is from RefSeq and is a predicted model, not a curated record. The coding region runs from base 17 to 895 and encodes 292 amino acids. Gene Ontology annotation, molecular function: hydrolase activity, hydrolyzing N-glycosyl compounds. Gene Ontology annotation, biological process: cytokinin biosynthetic process. Gene Ontology annotation, cellular component: nucleus; cytosol.